Molecule: messenger RNA, 6249 nt
Organism: Porites evermanni
Lineage: Eukaryota; Metazoa; Cnidaria; Anthozoa; Scleractinia; Poritidae
Source: the annotation of a GenBank genome assembly
AUGGAAGUGUUUCAUAUUCUCGCUACUGUGUCACUGUUCCGUGACCUGGUGUCUUGUACCAAAGCCUUGGAGAAUUCUACCGAUUCCCCGCCUGUUCAUCCAAAUCAAACAGAUGACGUUGACUCCCGUUGUCAUGGCAAGUUCUCUCCAAGAGGAUUGUGGGAUGCUACAUGUCAACUAAAUGGUUCCUUAGGGCCACCAGCCCCUUUGGUCUUUUUUGAUUCGCUGUAAGUUUUUACUGAACAAAACUCUUGCUUUAUCCUACCUUACCGAUGCCCCUUUGAAACUACCAAAACUUUGCAUCUCCAAACCUUCAGUCGGUUGCCUUUAUCACGAGAAAUCUGAAGCCUCACUCUAGAGAAUUAAUGGUGUGAUUGGUCAGUUAGACGGGUUUUGCGUGAAUUAACGACACUAACGAGUACUUUCUUACAAGCAAGAGUCCCACUAAGCUAGUGAAGCUCAUGUUCAAGUCACUCGCAAGGUUAAGUUACACGUCCUUUACCUUUUUAUCUGUUUAUUUUUUUUGGUUUGUUGCGUUUUGUCAGUUGGUCUUCUGUAUACAAGGUCAGAACUUUUCAAACACGUUGGAGGAGACACACACAAAAAAAUUCGAAGGUGGCAGGGUUUCUCUUGAAUUUAAAAAGGUGUGAAAUUUUCUAUGCAAAGGGAUAACAGAUGUAGUGUCGGACAAAAUUAAGAAACAAUGGUAUUACUUUGAGGGGAUUUUUCCGGAGAAAUUAAUCCCUAUCCAGAUUGCUAUGGAUGGGAUAAUGUUUCGCCCCAUGUACGGGAAUAUUCAAGACGCCGUGGAUUCCAGAUUCUACGCACUGAAUUCCAGUCUUUGCCAGUGGAACUUGGAAUCUGGAUUACAAUCGAUAAUGCGGUUCUGUAUUCCUCGAGCUGUAUUCCGGAUUCCAAAGUCCAGGAUUCCCCAUUCCACAGGCAAAAAUUUUCCGCAUUCAUUUCUACAUGGGGCGAAAUGUUACGAAAAGGAUUUAUUGUUUCAAGAUCCUCGAUUAUUAACCGUUCUCUUGGAGGAUUGAAUAAAGUAAACAAUAUGUUUCUCGACUUUUCUUCAGAGAUCUAUCAAGAAACAGACUUGAACACGUACCAACAGAAUUUCUUUCAAACCAAAGCCAGUUGACAAACCUGUAAGUAAAUUGUGCCUUUAGAUACAAAAUAAUUUAAUUUAUUAAAACUAGAUAUAAGGGGUUGUUACUAACUUUCAGUAUCACCUUUGCAGAUUCAAAGGAUCUUUAUAAAAUGACUGUCAAACGAAAAAUAAUGGUUUGCCUUUGUUUUUGGUUAUGAAACUUUGUUUUUGGUUAUAACGAAAGUGCCCAAAGUAAAACAAGAAAGUAAUGUCGGUUCCUCAUUUCAAUUGUAAAACGGGCACAGCAAAAAUUAACUGACCACGAAAAUGUAUUUCCAAAGAUAUUGAUUUGUUCUCUCUGAAAAUUCUGAGCUUUUAAAACGCGAUAGCUCAGUUUUACAGUUUGAAGUCUUGGCGGUCGUGAAUUAUUACCUAGUUUUAUCGUCAAGAUUAAUUGUAACCUCGCUGAGGCUGAACUGGACUCAUGAUGAGGAAUAUCCGCUAAAAAAGCUUAGCGCAGGCGUAAAAUAAGCUGACAGGGAAAUCUUUCAACUUUCAUCGCUUCUGUCACCUUACACGUUACAUAUUUGCUCAGUUUCUGUUAAGCGUUUUCCCAGGCCUUCUAGGUCAAUGCGUUUCGGUGACGUAACACGCACACACCGCGUGAGCCAAAACUCAUCGGCCCCGCAAAAUAACGAAGCCUCGUGGCUAGGCGAGGGUAGUCCAAUACUCACAAAUAGACUCCAUUGGUGUUAGUGGUGAGAAGAAGGGUCUCCAUUGGUACCAAUGGUACGAUUGGUACCAAUAGAAAAGCAUCCUAUUCCAAUGGUUCUAUUGGUGAAUAUGCAUCUCAUUAAGAGAGUUAGAUUAUUUUCUCAUGUGGUCUAGCUAGGUACAGGGCAAUUCCAAUGGUCCAUUGGUACCAAUGGUACGAUUGGUACCAAUGGAAAAGCACCCUAUUCCAGUGGUUCUAUUGGUGAAUAUGCAUCUCAUUAAGGAGACUUAGACUAUUUUCAGAUGUGGUCUGGCUGGGUACAGGGCAAUUCCAAUGGUCCAUUGGUACCAAUGGUACGAUUGGUACCAAUGGAAAAGCACCCUAUUCCAAUGGUUCUAUCGGUGAAUAUGCAUCUCAUUAAGGGGACUUAGAUUAUUUUCUCAUGUGGUCUAGCUGGGUACAGGGCAAUUCCAAUGGUCCAUUGGUACCAAUGGUACGAUUGGUACCAAUGGAAAAGCACCCUAUUCCAAUGGUUCUAUUGGUGAAUAUGCAUCUCAUUAAGAGAGUUAGAUUAUUUUCUCAUGUGGUCUGGCUGGGUAAAGGGCAAUUCCAAUGGUCCAUUGGUACGAAUGGAACGAUUGGUACCAAUAGAAAAUGAUGUCAUUCCAGUGGUUCUAUUGGUGAAUAUGCAUCCAUUAAAAAUUAAAAAUCUCCGUCGAUUCAUAUGUUUAUGAGUGAUAAGGAGACAUUCAAACUUCUGCUGUUUUUCCACGGCAAGGGGUGCAAUCCUGAAAUCAUCAGUAGAUGGAUUCUUCUAGCUCAGUCCUGGGCCUCAUCGCAAGCUACAGCCGAGAAAAGAGCACGGCAAAUACAAUUUGUCAACGACAACGUUGACAUUAAAUACAUCAAUGGUUUUACUACGACCUUGAUUAUAGCAAACUGGUGUACCUCAAUGGGUUACCACGACAAACCCCACGUCAACAGUCAAAAGUGACCUCAGUCACUUGAAUAUAAAACGGCUCUCUUAGGAGCCACCAAAUACAAUACAAAGUCAUAACCAACAGCAUGAUAUAACCACCCUUUUCGGAAACUCUUCAUUGAAAACUUGUUUUGGUUUAAACGCUUCCAUGUAGAUAAUGAAAUUGCGCUAAGAAAUUUCAGAAGUUAAUUUCACAGUGAGUUGAGUACAGUUGUUAAAACCUGUUGCCUCAAUACCACUUUGCUAGUUUCGCGCCUUUCCGCGUUGUUUCGGGUUCUUUUAACAAGUAAGAAUUACCAAAAAAUAGUGCUUGCGUACAGGAAAGAAGACAUUCAUAUGUCAUGUUGUUUGCUCGUGAAUCACAAUAGACAGAACGAACCCGACAGUGACGCGUUACCUUUCAAUUUUAAUGUUCGUACGAUGUUUGUUAUACUCACAGCACCUUGAGAUAUUAUUAGCGCUAGAUAUAUACGUCGCCCUCGCUUUGUAAGUAUUAGCGCGUUUCUACUUUGUGUGAAAGCGAACUUGUUUUGCGUGGUUAGCCUAUAGAACGAGGAAUAUUCAUAAGAAUUAUGGCGCGUUUUUAAUUGGUGUAAUAGCGAACUUGUUUUGCGUGGUUGGCUUAUAGAACGAGGAAUAUUCAUAAUAAUUAUUAGCGCGUUUUUACUUAGUGUAAAAGGCAACUUGUUUUGUGUGGUUGGCUUAUAGAACGAGGAAUAUUCAUAAUAAUUAUUAGUGCGUUUUUACUUGGUGUAAAAGCGAACUUGUUUUGCGUGGUUGACUUAUAGAACGAGGAAUAUUCAUAAGAAUUAUAGCACGCUUUUACUUGGUGUAAAAGCGAACUUGUUUUGCAUGGUUGGCUUAUAGAACGAGGAAUAUUCAUAAGAAUCAUAGCGCGCUUUUACUUGGUGUAAAAGGGAACUUGUUUUGCGUGAUUGGGAUAUAGAACGAGGAAUAUUCAUAAGAAUUAUAGCGCGCUUUUACUUGAUGUAAAAGCGAACUUGUUUUGCGUGGUUUUCCUAUAGAACGAGGAACGUUCAUAAUAAUUAUUAGCGCGUUUUCACUUGGUGUAAAGGUGAACUUGUUUUGCACCAAUAGAACCAUUGGAAUGGCACCAUUUUCCAUUGGUACCAAUCGCACCAUUGGUACCAAUGGACCAUCGGAAUUGCCCUAUACCCAGAUAGGUCACAUGGGAAAAUAAUCUAAGUCCCCUUAAUGAGAUGCAUAUUCACCAAUAGAACCAUUGGAAUAGGGUGCUUUUCUAUUGGUACCAAUCGUACCAUUGGUACCAAUGAACCAUUGGAAUUGCCCUAUACCCAACCAGGUCACAUGGGAAAAUAAUCUAAGUCCCCUUAAUUAGAUGCAUAUGCACCAACAGAACCAUUGGAAUAGGGUGCUUUUCUAUUGGUACCAAUCGUACCAUUGGUACCAAUGGACCACCAGUUUGACGAAUCGUAUCCGUUUGUGUAUUGGACAUGUGUGGGCUAGGCAACAGGAGGUGGAAUUGUAAAAACAUGCUAACCACUUUUUUCAGUUCUUUAGCUCACAACAAUAUCUCCAGCAUUGGAAACGGCCAUUUCGGGACACUCGCAAAGCUUAAAAUAUUGUGAGUAAAAAACAGUAACUGUAUUCCCUUUUACUGCAUUGUAUAUUUACAGGCAUACUAAAUACGAAAUAUCAAUGACAGAUACGUUAAUUUUAACACACUUUUUAAGGUUUGCCUUGGCUUGGCCCUAAUGAUAUGAAUAAUAAACAACGAACUUCUCCCCGGAAACGUCCCUCAAAAAUGUUAGGCAGCGUUGUGUAUCUAAGUGCGUACAAGAAGACUCGAACUAAAGAAAUUAUUCGCCUAAAAGGGGGUUAAUGUUAGCCAAGAGCCAAUUAAAAAUCAAGUUUCGCGAGAAUGCGCGGCUUUGUCGCGAUCGAAUUGGCUAUUGCUUAAAAUACAAUACAAAUUAUAUGGCAUGUAGAGCUCUGCGCACUCUUCAAACUCCAAUUAUAUCUUUAUUUAGUUUUUAUCAACGAACGUGAGUCCAACGAUAUUUUCUAAAUUUUAAACUUGUUUUUCCUUUCCACAGAGACCUAAGUUUCAACCCACUGCAAAUAUGGGAAGGUAACGUCAUCAGUCAGCUUCCAAACCUCGUUACAUUGCACGUGACCGGAAGUAAUUGGAUCCCUGAGAGUAACAUCUUGACUAUUUCCUCACUGGAGACCAUAGAGGGCGUUACUUGGAGUCAGAAAUGCGCUAACUGUAGCCUCUUCAACUUAAAGAAAAAAAACAUUUCCGUUCCUUUCACGCCUAACGUGAAUCGCGGCGACCCAGCUGUUAGCUUUGCUGAACAUGGAUUUUAUCCAUUUUGUUCAGAGUAUCAGAAGCACUGUGCGCCAAAGAAAAUUAGCUAUCCAAGCGUCGCUGAGACAAGAAAGAAAGUGAGUGUUCCAGAGAAUCUGUUCUAUGCUUCCUACACAAUGGGUACAAUCGCUAUUUUAUUGAACCUGCUUAUUUUCUCAACGAUACUAUCAUCAAGAACCCUUCGUAAAUCAACGGCAAUGCUCCUUAUCGCCAACAUGGCCUUAUGCGAUCUUCUUACUGGAAUUUAUUCGGUUAUAAUUGGUGACUUAAACAUAUUUCACUAUUUAUCAAAGCACAGACCUGGAGAAAAGCUUUUAGUCGGGGGAGGUGUUCUUUGUCGGGUUGCCACCGCGAUAUUUACCUCCUCACAAUGUGUCGCUGCAGUAACAUCUUUACUGCUCACAGUUGAGAAAUACUGCUCAAUUGUUCACUGCAUGAACCCUGUCCAUCGACUGAGAAAGAAAGUAGCUGCUUUCUUGAUACUGCUCUUUUGGCUUCUCUCUCUGGGAUAUGCACUCACUCCCAUGUUUAGUGUCGUAGAUCUCUCCUUUAGUGCAACAUUGAUGUGCAGCGUCCCAGUUGGUAAAUCUACGGAAAUGUUUCUGGUAAAUUUCGGAAUUCUGAUGGCGCUUUACAUUGCCAACGUCCCUCUGUACGUGGGAAUAUUCCAGUUUGUUCAUCGAUCAGACGCUCAUCUGGGUAUAAGACGAGAAACUGCCAUUCUACGAAAGAUCGCUCUGGUUGUCGGAACUAAUUUUGUACUUCUUCUGACCCCAAUGAUCUUAAUCAUUACUUUGGUGCCAGUUGAAAACAUUCACAACUUCAUUGACUUGAGCAAUGAUCGAGACAACAAGUUGCUCUUUGUAUUUGGAUUCUGGUUCCCUAGCGCUUGCUUUGGACUGAAUGCUUGUAUCAAUCCCUUACUCUGCGCUUUUAGACAGGGACAGUUUGUCAAGCAGAUCAGGAGAGCACUGGACUUCCGUUUACUGCCUCAUCUAAAUGUCGCCUUUUUUUCACGACGACACAAUGGAGGUAUCCCCUCGGUCUCUCAAUUAAGCAGCAGUUCAUCUCAAGUCGUUCUUUACAGGAUAACUCAUUAUCACAACUAA